Kwoniella botswanensis is the source of this 318-nucleotide messenger RNA. RefSeq lists its product as uncharacterized. The coding region runs from base 1 to 318 and encodes 105 amino acids. The record is from RefSeq and is a predicted model, not a curated record. The transcript has 2 exons. Lineage: Eukaryota; Fungi; Basidiomycota; Tremellomycetes; Tremellales; Cryptococcaceae.
AUGAGGUUCCCCAGAUAUUUCGCCAUAUUUCUAGCUAUGUUCCUCGUAUUCAUAUCCCUCGCCACGGCAGUGCCAACGCAGACUACAGAUGUGGACACAUUCGACGAUGAUCCCCCAAUUGACAGCUCCAUCGAAGAUUUAGAAAGUGCCGGGACACCAGAAGAAGCUUCACAGCAGAUAGAGAUGUUAGAUAAUCUGUCGAAUGCACAGAGGAUGGCAAGGGGGUUGCCCCUGCGGAAACCUGGUCAUUUGUUCAAUGCGAGGUUGGGAGCGAGAGCGCCGGCACCUUCCCAGCUGAGGAGAGAUUUAGGCUUUUGA